Molecule: messenger RNA, 703 nt
Organism: Gossypium arboreum
Lineage: Eukaryota; Viridiplantae; Streptophyta; Magnoliopsida; Malvales; Malvaceae
Product: AP-4 complex subunit sigma-like
Exons: 4
Coding region: 69-500 (143 amino acids)
Biological process (GO): vesicle-mediated transport; protein transport
Cellular component (GO): intracellular membrane-bounded organelle
Source: RefSeq, a predicted model, not a curated record
ACAAAACUACUGGUGUUUUCCCGGUUAGAGGGUAGAGAUACAGAUCCAGGUUGAAAGAACGAAAGAAGAUGGGGAUCAGAUUCAUAUUGAUGGUGAACAAGCAAGGGCAGACUCGUCUCGCCCAAUACUACGAGUGGCUUACCCUCGAAGAGGGCCGUGCUCUCGAAGGCGAGAUCGUCCGCAAGUGCUUAGCCCGCAACGAACAACAGUGUUCAUUUGUUGAGCACCGGAACUACAAAAUUGUAUAUAGGCGAUACGCUUCGCUGUUUUUCUUAGUUGGAGUUGACAACGACGAAAAUGAGCUUGCAAUUCUGGAAUUUAUACAUCUCUUGGUAGAAACCAUGGACCGCCAUUUUGGCAACGUGUGUGAGCUCGAUAUCAUGUUCCAUUUAGAGAAAGCUCAUUUCAUGCUGGAGGAAAUGGUUAUGAAUGGUUGCAUUGUUGAGACAAGCAAGGCUAACAUUCUGACUCCAGUUCAGCUGUUGGAGAAAACAUCAUGAGGGAGAAGAAAAAGGCUCAGUUUUCAAUAUCGAGUAUGCUUAUUUUCUUUGAGAAUCCCCGCAAGUUGUUUGUUAUUUUAUCCCGGCUUCUCUUCUGAUUUUGUUCACCUUUUUCUUUUCCAUUUAGCCUUUUCAAGUUUUGCACGUACUGCUGGUACAAUAAGCUAAAUAGAACUAGUUUUCAACAGUUCUUUCCACGCAAA